This is a messenger RNA of Caenorhabditis remanei, 1251 nucleotides long. RefSeq lists its product as uncharacterized. NCBI's taxonomy places the organism in Eukaryota, Metazoa, Nematoda, Chromadorea, Rhabditida, Rhabditidae. The record is from RefSeq and is a predicted model, not a curated record. The transcript is spliced from 6 exons. Gene Ontology annotation, molecular function: protein binding. The coding region runs from base 1 to 1251 and encodes 416 amino acids.
AUGUGGGACACUCCUUUCGCCUACAAAAAUGAUUUCUAUUCCGAGGACUUUAGUUCAAUUUCCGAACGGUUUCAGCAAUGCAAAUGGGCACAACCGAGGGUUCUAGAUUGCAAACCAUUCCAUCUCCAUAGACUCCCCCUUCUCGCCUUUAUUCCAAUUGUGCAAUCGAUGGAGCCUGUGGAGAGAUUCAAACUCUCACAUACCUCCAAACGAAUGCUUGAAAUGGUGAAGACUGUAAGAAGCCAGUUGGAUUUUGUCACCAUCGUUUUGAAGAAUGAUGAAGCUGUCAUUGAAUGUAAGGAUGACGAGAAUGAAUUCCACGUGGAGUGUAGUGCUAUGGGAUAUAUGAUUGUUGGAACUGGGAGAUAUCAGGGAAUACUCCUCCUGAAACCAGGAUCAAUUGCUGUUAACACCGCAAGAGCUUUCGAAAAGAUCCGCAGUGCAUUCAAAGUCAAAGACUAUGGAAUCGCGAUCCGUGGGGAGGCUAUCAACACCAAAGAUUUCUCUGAGCUCCUCGCCCAUCCCAUUUUUCAAAAUUGGCUAAGUAUCACAAUUGAUGGGAUUCCCUUGAAGACAGAGGAUCUCAAUUUGGUUAUGGAUAGAGCUGAUCCCCAAAAAUUUCUGGAAUUUUCAAAUUGCGUUUUUCCAAAGGAUUUUAAGCAUGAGAAUGCCUUCAAAUUCGCCAACAACGACUACAACGAUGCGCGAUGGCUCAGCUUGGAAGACGCCAUGAAGAUUGAAUCGGCUAGAAAUGUGACAUUGGGAUACACCAAUUUCAAUAUAGACGACUUGAAAGCUUACUUGAAGCAUGUGGUGGAAAGUGACAAGGAUUUGUUCGAGUGGAUGUUGAUUGGAGUGCAUCCAUGGACUCCGUUACAAGAUUUGUUUGAGGGGAUGCUGGUGCUGGAGUACCUGUAUCCGUUUAGCUCGCUGAGUUUUUUCUUGGCAAACUCCGCCUCCAAAACCCGCAAAUCCCCCGUAAUCGCUAUUCAUCGAGCGCCUGGAAGUGUCACCCUCAGUUCAUGGUCCGCCACAGAGCCACCACUCGGAGGAGACGUCGGGGUCCAUGAGACGUUCAAGGACACAUUGACGAUUCUGAGAUUGUUGGAAGAGAGAAGUCGGCUGGAGAAGAUAGUGGAAGAGAAGAAGGAUUCGGUUGUGGUGAGACAUGAGAUAAUGAAGUUGACACAGCAAAUGGAGAGUUUGAAUGUGGCGUUCGAAGAUGGGCGGGCUUAUGUGCUAAUGUAUUAG